UCUUUAUUCCUUUUUUUCCCUUAAGCCACGUUUUCUAUCUAUCAGACGAGGUCCUGUGCGCACAUAUGCAAACAGUAACAGAACCGUGAGCGCAAAUCUGAUCAAAUCCAACGCAGGCUUGAUUUGAAUGUCCUGGCCGUCAAACAUAGCUCGGUAAUUGAUAUAUGGAUGUGACUGUGGCUUUGUGUGAGAGAACUGAAAGAGAUGCACUGCUCGAAUUCUAUAUUGACCUUUUUAGGUAAAAGGGCGCUUCCUUCCUGUGAGGUCACUAAAACCUGAAAGACAAGACCAUCUAUCGGUUUUUUGUUUUUUUUUUUUUUUUUUUUUUACUCUUGUGGUGGAGGUGUGACAGUUGCCUGCAUACUUUCCUUUAUUACGGGAAUGCUACCUGGAGCCAAGCCCAUUGCACUGAUCUGGAUAUCUCGUUUAUCCCGUUGCACCUGAUGCCAGAAGAUGGAUGCAGAUGGAGAAGUGUGUGUUUUGUGUUGGCAGGAGGAAGUGGUGCAUUGUGGAACAAAUUAGGAAAUGUAAGAAAGUUAAAUAUAAGUGGAAAUUAGACUUAAGUCGAUAUAUUAGUGUUGGCAUACAAUAAUGAACCUGUUUAUUUUCUGAAUACACCUGGUUUGAAUAAGGCGGGUAUAAAAAAAAAGAGAUAAAGAAAGCUGACAGAGCGAGCUUGCCGGGGAGCACGCCAUAUGGUCCUGUGACGUAACAUCCAUGACAACAUCGCUCCUGUGCGCGCGCGUGCCUCUCUGCUCUGCGUGUGUGUUGUCCGAGCGCGCGCAUGCUUCGCAUUAGAUCCAGCCUGACCCGCAAAACGCUCUCCGCGUGACAUCACCCGGCGCACGCUCACCGCCUCGCGCCAGCAAGAAGGACAACGUACAGUCACAAAAAAAAAAAAAAACCGAAACGAUGAACGCCGCGACCACCGUCGCCUGCCUGGUCGUCGCCGCCUUCAGCUGCUACCUCUACGGCGGCGGCGACGUGCUGUCAUCGCUUCUCCGCGUCUCUCUUGCAGACGACCCCCCCAUGCCCGAACCGGGAGAUGCUCCGCGGCGAAGCCCGCAGGGAGUCCCCUACAGCGAGCUGCGGCACAUCGUCAACGCCGACGGACUGCACCUGUUCUGCCGCUCCUGGGAGCCCGCCGGUCCGCCAAGGGCUCUGGUGUUUAUUGCCCAUGGAGCAGGAGAGCACAGUGGGCCGUAUGAAGAAAUUGCACAGAGACUGAAAGAACUGUCCCUCCUGGUGUUUGCUCAUGACCACGUUGGUCACGGACAGAGUGAAGGAGAGAGGAUGAACAUCAGAGACUUUCAGGUUUACAUCAGGGAUUCCCUGCAGCAUAUUGACCUCAUGAAGUCCCGCCACCCUGAACUUCCAGUCUUUAUUGUGGGACACUCCAUGGGUGGCGCUAUCUCCAUUCUCACUGCCAGUGAAAGACCCGGUGAUUUUGCUGGAGUGGUCCUGAUAGCACCGAUGGUCCAGAUGAACCCAGACUCGGCGACGCCCUUUAAGGUUUUCGUGGCGAAGCUCCUAAACCACAUACUGCCGAGCCUCCCUCUGGGAUCCAUCGAUUCCAAGUGGAUCUCACGGGACAAGAAGCAGGUUGAGGCGUACGACUCGGAUGAGCUGAACUACCAUGGCAGGUUACGGGUGUCGUUCGGCAUGCAGCUGAUGGGGGCGGCGGAACGGAUCGAAAGGGCGAUCCCGUCAAUCAGCUGGCCCUUCCUGCUCCUCCAUGGCGACGCUGACAAGCUCUGUGAUAUCCGAGGCUCCAAGAUGAUGUACGAGAAUACUGCAAGUUCAGACAAAAAACUAAAGAUUUAUGAAGGAGGAUACCACGCUCUUCAUCAUGACCUCCCUGAAGUGGCCGAAUCGGUGCUGAAAGAAGUGACGAGCUGGAUCACAGAGCGACUCCCCGUGGCAAAGACACCGCAGCAGCAAGGCUUGUAGAUCUCUCAAUGAAAAAAAAACAACUCAGUCUGCGCUCCAAGGAGACUUCUAAACCUUAUCCCACCAAGCCUGCAUACUUUCCUGAAGCCUGUGAGGCAUAGCAGUUCUUUCCUUAAAAAAAACACAUCUGGGCAAACUGAUGGACAUGCUGUUCUCUGUAUGAAGGGUUUAUUAACUUCAUUUUUCUUUAAGUGGAUGCUGUCAUCACAGUCUUUGAUUCUACAGCAGUAGAAAGUCAGGAAUGCACCUCAUAUGGUCCAUCAAAUGGGUGUGCUGUUUUUUUUUUUUUACUAUUAUUAUUGUUAUCUCCUGGUCUCCUGUGCUGCUCAAGUGAAGUUGAAAUCACAGUAAGCUAUGGUUCUAAGUGCAAUAAUGACAUUUCCCUUCUAGACAUGAUUGUUUGAAUACUACUAUCAAUUGUGACACAAUACAAUACUGAUCUGAAGAAACAGCAUUUCCUUUUCCACCUCAUCCAUGAUGCGUAUAAAGAUCAGAGGUCAGGAACAGCAUGUCUGAUCAUCUCAAACUGACAAUAGCUUGUUUCUCCAAUAUUCCAACAUUUAUGCUAUCCUUACUCCUCUUGACCUCCUCGACUUACUUUCUCUUUAUAUUUAUAAAAAGAAAUCCUUUCUCUCUCGACUUCUUUCAGGUUUCCUUUGUUUGGCCUGAGGACAGAUGGAAUACGUUCACUAGUGGAAAUGUGUGCUGUCCAUUUAAAUCCAGUCUAAUAAGCAGCAAGAAAGCAAUAUUAAAAAGUCAUAUAAGUUUUUUUACGUCUAGAUUUGAAGAGAUUUUGUAUAGCGCUGCUAUCUGUUUUAAAUACGAGUGCAUUUAAUGACAGGGCGAUCAAUUGUGAGUGCAAUCGCUUCUGUUCUCAGCCUGUUUGUGGAGGAGGAGGCAAAUUAAGCAGGUGAGGCUGCUGAGACAUUCCCUGCUGAUGGGGCCUAGUAGAGGCCAAGGGUCAGAUGUUUUGACCCCUUUAAGGCCUCGGUUGACUUCACUGUUAGAGGUCCAUGUAGCAGCUGUUUAGUGUACACAGAAUUCAUUUUUAGACAGAAAGCUGUAACAGGAAUGAAGUAACAAACUGAGAGGAACACGGUUCUCUCAGGGGAACCUUCAGUGUCUCUCAAAAUAAAUCAUAACCCUUGAACUUUUUCAGGAUUUUGUCAAAAUACGACCACAAACUUUAGUGUAUUUUUAUGGGAUUCUGUAUGAUAGAGCAACACAAAAUAGUGUAUAAUUGUGAAGUUCCUGAAAAGUGUACAGCUUAUUUGCAUUUAUCCCCCCCUGAGUUAUUACUGUGUUGAAACCCAUUUUGCGUAAUUUUAGGGCAGGUAUUUUGUAGCUGCUGCCAGCUUUGCACAUCUUAAGACCAACAUGUUUGUCUAUUGUUCUUUGCGAUAUGACUCGAGUUCAGCCAGACAUCUGUGAACAUCUGUGAACAUCAGUUCAAGUCAUCCCAUAGAUUCUCAGUAGGAUUCACGUUUCUUUGACUGGGCCACUCUAACACAUGAACGUGCUUUGAUGUGAACCAUUACACUGUAGCUCUGGCUCCAUGUUUAAGGCUUGUUGUUCACAGUAUAGGUGGACGACCGUGUCUUGACAGGUUGGCACUUGGCAGUUUUGCAAUAUUAUUUACAUAUCUGGCCUGAACAGAGCUCUGUGAAAUAUAAAACACAUAGGACGUUUUAUAACCUACAUAUGCUUUGAACCUCUCUACAGGUUUAUCCUUGUCCUGUCUGCUGUGUUCCUUGUUCUUCAUGUUUGUUCCCUAAUCUUCUCUAACCAAUGAGGCCUCACAGAACAGGUGCAUUAAGAUUAAAUUACACAGGGGCGAACUCUAUUUACCUCUAAAGGCAAUUGGUUGAGCUAGAUUCUAUUUAGGAGUAUCGUGGUAUAAGAAGAAAAUAUAUGUGAAUAUCCUGCUAGGCACUGAAAAUGAUUUUUUUUCAAAAGUUAAAAAGAAAACUAUUAUUGUGUUUAAAGAAGAGAGGAAAUAUCGUUUUUAUCCUGAGUUUGAAUGCUAAAUAGAAAUCAUUACAAUAAUUAUUCUAAGACAAAGUUAACUAUUGAAAGUGACAUUUGAAGGACGGAUCGAAGCAUUAGUCGUCUCUCAGUUUUUUUUUCUCAAACAGCAGUGUGUCUCCCCUGAAGUCAACCUCGGCUUUAAAUACCUAGGUAAUGUCACAACGGCUUUUUAUUUUUGGUAGCCUUUGAUUAUAAGCUAAACAGACACACACUGCGCCGUAUUGUCCUGCAGACUGUAAUUAGCAGCUAUUGCUACCUGUUGGGUUUGACACACUCAUAAGGCAAAAACAUUUUAAAAAUAGGGGCUUAAAAUGUGACUCCAGCAUCACAGUUAGAUAUUUAUUGGUAUUCCCAACAAGCCAGUUACUGGGUGUCUUUUUUUGAUGGAUUUUCAUUUUCUGUCAGUCUGACUUUUUAAAAACGAGCUUAAAUGAAUCACGCAGAGUUCAAAGACACUCGUGCAGGAAGCGUAGGGGAACAUUGUGUGCUAUCCACGCUGACCGGCUGUCAUGUUUAUCUGCAGCAACAGUUCUUUUGUUUCACAUGUGCAGUCACCAGGGGGAUCCCUGCAAAAGUGAUAGAAUGACAAGAAUCCCUGGCUUCUGUACGUCUUUGCAACUUUCUCCCUCCUCCGAUCUUGCCCCGUUUCACUGCGAGCUGUGUCUGGCGUUUUUGUUACCUCUUUCAUCUUCGUCAUCUUCUUUUUUAGGGGGAAGUGGAGAGGGGGGGGGGCUUCAAAUUGUUACGAGCGCUCUUUGUUCUGUCCGUCACAUACGCCUUUGCUCUGUUAUAGAUUCAGACAUCGAGUCCACGAACACCCACACCGUCACACACAGGGAACUAUCUUAGCAGCAACAGGCUGCAGGAUACAUUGUGGAGAUGUUGUUUUGCCUUUAAGCUCUCUUUUUGUUCUGCAAGAGAUACACCACUGCUACACCUGCGAGCUUUUGGCUCAGCCGGAUCUCACCACACAGUGUCCAGGUGAACAUCCUGUGGCCAACAGGAAACACACACUCAGAAAAAAAAAGGCACAAAAGUUGAAGUUAUUCCAUCCGCAUCUAUGUUUUCACAGGCUGGAGAAGAUUUAUCCCCAUCCUGAAUAACCAUGAGUGCAGCUAUAGAUAGAAACCUAAUGUAUUCCUGAUUCCCAGCGGAAAUCAGACCCCUUAACCCCACAACCAGAACCGCUCACACUUCAAACACAAUCUCCUCCUGAUUAGGCUGCUGCAGACCCAGCAGCACACAAAGGCUGCGCAGUCCCCAGUUGUAUUCAUGCUCCUAAUGGCUCCCCUGCUGCACAGCAUCAGCACAAUGGCCUCAGCUCCCGAUGUAAUUUAAAAAAAAAAAAUCUCUACCUGUCAGACUACGUGAGUGGAUAUUACUGCAUGUUGUUUGCUUUGACGGCGCAGGGAUUUGCAGCAAGAGGGGGAGAAAAAAAAGCAAGCAGCGAAGCCGACAGUAACCAUGGCAGCGCUUUCUGUUUCUGUUUCUUCUUAAUUUUAUUUUUUUUUUACUGAGCAAAAUCACUCAGUAAAAAUAAAUAUCCUCAUUAGUUAUUUUUUUGGAUUGUCUGGCAGACUAGAGGGUCUCAGGGCUUGUUGUGCAUUUGCUGCUCUGAGGAUUCCCUUUUUGUGUGAGUGUUGCGAUAAGAGACUAAAGCAUCAUCGGCUCACAGUGAAUGCUGAGCGCUGCAUGCGCUGAAUCCUAAACAGCAUGCAUUAGGCACCGUUUGUGUCUUAAAUGAGAAGCUUUUCUUGGACAUUGUGUGGCUAUUUCCUUUUUUGCCGUACAUUUGCAUACCUUUCCUCGUUCAUUCCGUCUUUAUUAAAUAGUGGUCGAAAUCGGAUGAAUUGCACCACUUUGACGAGAUUUCAUUCCUGUUUAUCCUAACAAUGCACAAUCUCUGAUUUCACAUCUUUGGCAGUGGCAUGUAUUGUGGCCAGAUUUGCACACUAAGACGGCCAUGUGGAAAUGUUCAGUUAAUAACUGAUAAUCCUUUCGACUGUUCAGAUCCCGAGUUAGGACAGACGCUCCUUAUUAAGUAACUGGGGAGGAGGAAAAGGUCAGCGAAGAGCUGAAUCCCAAUUGGACUGCGGCUUUUAUAACAAAACCAGAUUCAUCCUGCCUACUGGUUUAUCAAUAGGGUCACUGUUCCUGUUCGACUUUUUUUCUUCUAUGACUUCUAGGACUGUUUCUAAGAAAAAAAUCUGUUAUUUAUGACAGAGGACUGAGAGGUAAAGGCCAGUCUUUCUUUAGUUUUAUGAGAUUAAUGUGUUCUGGGACGCCUUAAUGAAGUGUGCAUUUAAGGGUUAGUUCUUUUUUUUUUUUAGGGUGAGGUUUGUUUUUGUUUUUUUUUUCAAAGGUUAUAAGUAGUUUAUAUAUUACCUGUAUUGUCUCUCGUGGCAUUUCCAAAGCCCAAAUUAGUUUUUCCUGUAAGCUAACUAACAGUUUGUCUCACAGGGAGCAAGACCAGAGUGGACUUAGAACAACUCCCAUCUCAAAAAUGAGAUGUAAAAAAGUUUAUGCAAAUGCUAAUUAAAAAAGUCUUUAAACCAGGGCUCUCCACAGUGCAGCUUAUAGGCGCUUUGUGGCUCUCAGAAUGAUGUGUGGCCCCAAUUAUGUCCACAGUCUAAGAAUGUAAGAAAUUUGGCAUCGAGUUCAUGCAGAUGGACAUUUUUUUGGCUUUCAUUUUGAUUUUAUGGUGUGUAGGAUCAAAAAUGAAAGGGAAAAUUUGAAUUUGGAAAACAUCAAAAUGGAAAUAAAAUGGAUUUCAUGGGGCCCUAUUAAUGUGUUACACUGCCUAACUUCUCUGUUCUAUGUUUACUCCGACAUGGAAUGCUUUACAUGUUCCUUUUGUUUCAUACAGGAGGAUCGUAGGUGGCACGACACUACCUACCUUAGUUUCCUGUGUAAUAAAUCCUCAGCUUCCCUUAUAAUAACCAUCGACACAAACAUGUUGAUGGUUUAAAGGUUUUUGAAUUGACAUUUGCAUUUGACAUUUUUGACAUUGGAGUUGUUCUACACGCUAUAGAUGUGGUGUAGUCCCGAUCGCCCCUCCUAGCAGUUAGCUUUAAACCUUUUUUUAUUACAGAACCUCACCCCAAAAAUCCUGAACUAUCCCUAUAAGUGCUCAUGUUGCUGUGCUCAAACGGUGAGCAAGAUUUGAUUAGAUCUUCUCCAAAAUGCUGCAAAUACAAAAUAGGCUAAAAUAAAAGUCAUGCUAGUCAGUCUCACCCAUGUCUUGGAAGAGCAGAUGCCAGGUAAUGGGUGUAUGAUGAAUUUUGGUUUAAAUCUUGCUGUUAUUAAGAAAUGGUUUUCAAUCAAUGUACAGUAGCAUUGUAUUUAUGACACUUGACUUACCCACAAAAAUCAUGACUUUAUUGUAUUUUACUUAUUUUUUAUUUAUCUUGUGUACAGUAUUAAUAAAAUAUAACUACGUAUUGGCAUGUAUGUACCAGUUACGCAAUGUCAAUGCACGUUUUAUACCAUAACCUGUUCAGACGUGCUGAUGUUCAGCUGUAUGCCUCUUUUAGAGAUGUUUCAAUGUUGUCAGCAAUCAAACGUUGCUUUUCUAUGAAGAUUUAUACUGCAAAGAAUUUACUCCUGUAUGUUUUAGAUGAGCUCCAAUUACUGUCACAAGAUUUUACAGAGCUUUUUUGAUUUAGUUUUACUUUUUUAAGAGCAUACACACGUAAAGGUGAUCUCACCAUUCUAAACGUUUGGUGGUUCUGAAGAUGUCAUUCUUAAAAACAUUAAAUUAAAUUCAGCAGUUUUCAAACACCAGGUGACACUCGUCAAAAAAAUGUUAAGCACCAAUCAGGAUGAAGAAAACCUCUGAUUUAUUAUCCUUAAUGCACAACUUAGGAGUUGUUUGUGACAAGAUAUGUAUUGUACAAUUUAGUUUUGUCACAGUGUUGUUUGUGCCUUAUUACUGAUGAAUGUGUAUAUUAUUAUUUUUUGCCUGUAUUGAGCUGUAAGUUAGUUGGAGAUGCACCAGCCAAUCUGCUACAUAUCUAAAUCUGACAGUUUCUCGCCUGAUUGACUCAUUAGUGAUGGUCUGGCCAAAUACAGCUUGUUUCUGAUUUAUUAAAUAUAUCAAAACUGAGGAAUUACAUGAACCAAUAGGAAGUACUAAAAUCAUAUACUCUGAAAGACAAUCAGGUAGUAGUUUGUAGUUCCAAAAUGUUCUGUUUUUUUAAUAAAAUCUAGCCUGCAUCAGUGCACCUGCUGCAUUUUUACGCUCUUUAGUCCCAAGGAAAAAAUAUUUAAAUCUGCCAAAAUGGGAACAGGCAGGUCACAGAAAUCAGGAUUGGCCAGAACAUUCCUAAUCGGUGCAUCUCCAAUGUUGAUCUUUUCACACAUAUGAAGGUUAAGGAUGCCAGACAUGUCUGUGUUGUCGUGGCUCCUGGAUUUCUGACUACUACUGUCUUGUUCAUCUACUUGUGUUCCUCUUGUCAGUCUCGUUUAAUUUAUAUCUAAUUACGUCUUAGUUCAUGUGCAAACCGGGGUGGAAGCCUAUCAAUCAAGAACUACUUCUGAUCCUUUCGAUCCAUGCUGAACUACAGCACAUAAAUACCUCCCAGCUUUGUUACACACCUGUUCAAGUCUGUUGAAUGUUAUGAAUGAAUAAACAAAAUCAUUUAGAUGAGAAUUAAAUUACUGGGUUGAUGCAUAAGAACUGAUCAAAAGUAUAUAAAAUAGAGAAGUCUGCUUUUUUUUUCUUUCUUACUUUCUUUUAGGGAUCUCCAGUUAAAACCUUUGUUGGGAGAGUUUUUCAUUGGUGGGACUACUUUUAAUGAGUGGUUAAUUUACACUUGUGUCAGGAACAACUGUCUCCAUUAAACAUGCCAGUUCUAAACAUUUGGAAAGCACAUGACUGCAUUUUAGUUGUCUAUGAGGGGAAACCCAGCAAUGUCAUACAAAGCCUGCAGAGAUUAGAGUGUAGUCUUAGGAAAGUUAGCACCAAGGAUUGGAUCUUUAAGUCUUCCUUGUAAAUUUCUGUAUUGAUUUGUUUUUAUUAGGUUAUAACAAUCCUGGAGGACAGUUGGAAUAUUCCUGUAAUGAUAUUCGUCAAUGCCCUCUGCGCUGUAAUUCAACUUAAAUUCAGGUAUUUAAAUCAUUGUACUUUUGACGGAAGUCAUUGGUUGUCAGCAUUUGAGGGUUUGCUAUUGUAUAUAAGAUGGGUAUAAAAUAUAAUAACAUUUCUGAAUGUUCAUCUACUUAUUGCUAGACUGUUCACAAUGCUCACACGUCUUUUAAAAUAAACGACAUGACUGUU
Molecule: messenger RNA, 9256 nt
Organism: Fundulus heteroclitus (mummichog)
Lineage: Eukaryota; Metazoa; Chordata; Actinopteri; Cyprinodontiformes; Fundulidae
Gene: mgll
Product: monoglyceride lipase
Exons: 7
Coding region: 913-1950 (345 amino acids)
Cellular component (GO): membrane
Molecular function (GO): lipase activity
Source: RefSeq, a predicted model, not a curated record